Molecule: messenger RNA, 1482 nt
Organism: Syzygium oleosum
Lineage: Eukaryota; Viridiplantae; Streptophyta; Magnoliopsida; Myrtales; Myrtaceae
Exons: 8
Coding region: 286-1161 (291 amino acids)
Biological process (GO): U4 snRNA 3'-end processing; TRAMP-dependent tRNA surveillance pathway; U1 snRNA 3'-end processing
Cellular component (GO): nuclear exosome (RNase complex); cytoplasmic exosome (RNase complex)
Source: RefSeq, a predicted model, not a curated record
UUUUGGAGCAAAAUUGGCAUCUUCAAUUGCCUCGAAUUAAGCCCUCGUACAUGCAUUAGAAUCAUGCUAGCACCUCUUGUAUACGGGGGCAGGGCCGACCUGGCUUAAUUCUUACUACACUCUGAGGGAUUUGUUACUCAGAGCACGGUGCCCUGCAGCUCUAAGGAAGCACUCGAAUUGCAUAAGUAGAAAUGACGAUCGGCAUCGACCGCAUAAGUCGAGAGAUCUAUCUUCUCAAGACGCUAUACCGGUACUUCCAUUUCAAGUCGGCAUUUUGAAGCGGGGAUGAAUGGUUUAUCUUUUGGAGAAAAGCUAUUCAUACAAGGGGGCACUGCACAAGACCUUCGCUCCGAUGGCCGUAAACGACUAACUUACCGACCCAUAUAUGUCGAAAAUGGGGUCAUUCCUCAGGCCAAUGGCUCGGCCAGAGUUAGAAUGGGUGGAACUGAUGUCAUUGCCAGUGUGAAGGCCGAAAUUGGAAGACCAAGUCCACUACAACCCAACAAAGGGAAGGUUUCCAUAUAUGUUGAUUGCAGCCCAACUGCCGCUCCAAUGUUUGAGUGCAAUUUUAUGCAGGGUAGAGGGGCCGAGGAGUUGUCAUCAGAACUCUCAGUUGCUCUCCUGCGAUGUCUUUUGAGUGGGAAAAGUGGAGCAGGUGCUGGAAUUGAUUUGUCAUCUCUGAUAGUUGUUGAAGGAAAAGUCUGUUGGGAUCUGUAUAUCAAUGGUCUUAUUGUCAGUUCAGAUGGGAAUCUCCUAGAUGCUCUUGGUGCUGCCAUCAAGGCUGCUCUGAGCAACACAGGCAUCCCCAGAGUUCACGUUGCAGCGGAAGCAUCCGGUGAGGAUCAACCAAAACUUGACAUCAGUGACGAAGAAUUCUUACAAUUCAACACGUCUAGGGUUCCUGUCAUUGUUACAUUAACGAAGGUGGGCAGGCAUUAUAUUGUAGAUGUGACUUCGGAAGAAGAAUCAGAGAUGAGCUCUGCUGUUUCUGUUUCCAUCAACAGGCAAGGGUUAAUUUGUGGUCUUACCAAGCGGGGUGUCACUGGUUUGGAUCCAAGUUUCAUACUCAAUAUGAUAUCUGUGGCUACGCAUGUAAGUGAACAGCUAAUCGAUCGGUUAGAUUCCGAGAUAUCUGCCGCUGAAGCUGUUGAAGAAGAAUGAUACUCGUCUAAGUCUUUACCUUCUUUUGGUAUCGGUUAGAUUCCAAGAUAUCCGGGCUGUGCUGCACAUUCUUCUUUUGCUAAUUUUUAAUCCACAGUUACCCAUAUGUGGAUGGGAAAUGUCUUCAAUCUGUUUGUCCUCACUGGCUACUCAGAUUGAAGAAGGCAUAUGAUUCUAUCAAUUUUAGGGAAAAUGAGGUAGUGUACAAGUAAUAGGAUUCAAAAUUUCCGUUGGGGAAUGCUCUGGGACUUUAUUCUCCCAUUGUUGUCCAUGUAAGUUAUUUCUUUGCCAUUAAGUUCAACAGUUAAUGCUCUCGGUGCA